Messenger RNA from Lactuca virosa, 1101 nucleotides. The record is from the annotation of a GenBank genome assembly. NCBI's taxonomy places the organism in Eukaryota, Viridiplantae, Streptophyta, Magnoliopsida, Asterales, Asteraceae.
AUGGGUACCUUCGUAUGGGUGAUCGGAGCUGCGUUAUUAUUGAGCAUCGGUGUAACGGUCAAUGCAUGUCCGCCGUCGGAUAGGGCGGCGCUGCUGGCAUUCAAAACAGGCUUACACGAGCCUUACUUGGGUAUCUUUAAAUCAUGGACAGGUAACGAUUGUUGUAAUAAAUGGUAUGGUGUUACUUGCGACCCGACUACAAAACGGGUUGCCGACAUAAACCUCCGUGGAGAGUCCGAGGAUCUGCUUUUCCAGAAGGCUCACCGGACCGGCUACAUGACCGGAACUAUCUCUCCGGCUAUCUGCAAGCUUGAGAGGCUAUCCAGUGUAAUUAUAGCCGAUUGGAAGGGUAUUUCCGGUACUAUACCUCCCUGCAUCUCUUCUCUUUCCUUCCUUCGCAUCCUCGACCUCAUUGGCAACCAAAUCUCUGGCGAAAUUCCUUACGAUAUCGGCAAACUCCGCCGCCUUACGGUUCUCAACGUUGCAGAUAACAAACUUACAGGUAGAAUCCCGAGAUCUCUAGCAGAUCUGUCCUCUUUGAAGCAUUUGGAUCUAAGAAACAACUUGAUUUCGGGAACUAUUCCAAGAAACAUCGGAAAGCUUCGAAUGCUGAGUCGUGCUUUGUUGAGUGGAAACAGAAUUUAUGGGCCGAUACCUGAGACGAUUUCGUACAUUUACCGUCUAUCAGAUCUAGAUCUCUCAUUGAACCGUUUCUCAGGGCAGAUUCCGGAUUCUCUUGGAAAAAUGGCGGUGUUGGGGACAUUAAACCUCGACGGAAACAUGCUUUCCGGCAAGCUUCCGGCGACGUUAUUGAACUCCCGCAUUAGCAUCUUAAACCUCAGCAGAAACGCGAUUGAGGGAAGCAUACCAGACGUAUUUGGUCCAAGAUCUUACUUCAUGAUAAUGGAUUUAUCGUAUAAUAAGCUGAAAGGAUCGAUUCCUAAGUCGAUAUCUUCAGCGUCGUUUAUCGGCCAUCUUGAUGUCAGCCAUAACCAUCUAUGUGGUCAGAUCCCGGCGGCGACGUGGUUCGAGCACCUUGAAGCGUCGUCGUUUAGUUACAAUGACUGUUUAUGUGGGAAGCCUCUUAAAGCUUGUUUAUAA